AUGGCCGACCCCUGGGAUGACUGGGAAACGGCCGCGGACGCUGGCUUGGACCCGAAACCUGCAAAAAAAGUGAACGAACAUGAAAAGAACAAACAAAUAUGGCAGGAUGCUAAUGCUUACGCACAACCUGAAAUUAUACGAACCGAUACGACGCGAACAGAAUACGCUCCACAGCUUCGUAUCUUGAGACGACCAAAGGAACCAGGGUCAACGACGAUAACUCAUCCAUCACUCUUGUCAGAUGGCGCCGAUUCCACACCCAAAACUCUUGAGGAACGCGAGGCAAAUUAUAAUGCCGCGCGACAAAAGAUUUUUGGGGCGAAUCAGCAAGAGAAGAUAGUAUCUAAAAGCGAAAUUGGUGUUGAUCCUGAAUCAACAACAAAAGCAUCAGCAGGAGCAGCAAAGCGAGGAGAUAAAGCAGAAGAUAAUAAGAUUAGGGAAAAGAAAAAAUUGUUUGAUCCCGGAGCAACUGAUAAUAAUAAUAGAAACGAUAAUCAAACAAACAAAGACAUUAAAAAUGAAUACACCAUCGUGGGAUCCGGACGAAACUAUAAUAGAUCCCCUGCUUCACCUCCAUCAUUGACGCAAUCACCAAAUUAUGUUAUUCAUCGUAAGAUGUUAGAUUCUUCUCUAAAAAACAAAGAAGGGGAACAACCACCAAAAAUAUUAUUGAAAAGACUAUCACCACCCAGUUCAAUGAGUUCUGCCAAGAGUGGUGAUGAUACCACCCAUCAGAGCCCAAACAUAGUGAACGUCUCAAAGGAGGAAGGUAUAUUAUAA
Messenger RNA from Ambispora gerdemannii, 780 nucleotides. Lineage: Eukaryota; Fungi; Glomeromycota; Glomeromycetes; Archaeosporales; Ambisporaceae. The record is from the annotation of a GenBank genome assembly.